Lodderomyces pseudojiufengensis is the source of this 516-nucleotide messenger RNA. RefSeq names its product Scp1p (gene SCP1). The record is from RefSeq and is a predicted model, not a curated record. The transcript has a single exon. Gene Ontology annotation, molecular function: protein binding. The coding region runs from base 1 to 516 and encodes 171 amino acids. Lineage: Eukaryota; Fungi; Ascomycota; Pichiomycetes; Serinales; Debaryomycetaceae.
AUGUCAAAACACCUAGAUGAUGAUCUAACGCAAAGCAGACUACUGCGAUACCACAAACUCGAACCAGAUGUAAAAACUUAUUUAUUCAAUCUACUAUCAACACAUAAUCCAAACUUGCUUCCAAAAUACUCAACAACAGACGUUCCAUAUACAAAAUUAGACCUACUAGAUUUAUUACAUGAUGGAGAAAUACUUUGUAAAUUAGGACAACUUCUAACCAAUAUACCCAGCAAUCCAACAACAAAAUACAAAUCAUCAUCAAUGCCAUUUAUCCAAAUGGAAAAUAUAAAUAAUUUUUUAUUAUUAUGUAAAAUUAUAAAAGUACCAGAAGAUGAAAUUUUUCAAACUAUUGAUUUAUUUGAAAAAAAAGAUCCUUAUUCUAUUUGUAUUUGUUUAAUGUCAUUUUCAAGAAUUGUUAAUAAUUUGGAACCUCAAGUGUUUAAUGAAGUUAUUGGACCUAAAAAGGUUAAAAUUAAACCUGUUGUUCCUAAUAAACCGAGAAAUUUAAAAGGUUAA